AUGCUGAAAACCACCCCAGAGAAGCACCGAUUGGCACUCUUUCACCUCCAAAAUGGGGAAUCUACCCAUUCAGUUGCCAAGCAACUUGCAAAAGCACCUCAGCUGAUGUUCCAAAGUCAAAGGGGGGCUGGCCAAAAAAACUCCAGCCCUGUCAUGUUCACUUCCUGGACCACUAUUUUGAGCUCAAUUGCACCUCCACUGUCAGGAAAGCAUGUCAAGCACUGCAGGAGACAUUCCAAGUCAAAGCUUGCCCAACCACAGUUAGUGAAAAAACCAAAGCUACUCAAGAGACACUACAUUGCCCACCAUAAAUUCACCAAUGAGCACAAGGAUAUGACUGUUGAGGAUUGGAAGAAGGUUGUAUGGUUGGACAAGACAAAGAUCAACUUCUUUGGACCAGAUGGUAAGCAGUUCUGUUGGAUUAAGAAUGCCAGCUUCAACAGUAAGCUUGUCCAGCCCACAGUCAAGUUUGGCAGCAGAUCCAUCAUGAUCUGGGGCUGUAUGACAUGGGAAGGGGUGGGAGGUAUGUGCUUGGUGCUGGGUAUCAUGGAUUCAGACCAAUACAUUCAAAUCUUGAAUGACAAGCUUAUGAAAACAUUCUCUGAUUUGCACCUUCAGCAUGCAUAUACUGAUAUCAUUUUUCAGCAAGACAAUGGCCCUAAACACACAUCCAAGAAGAGUAAAACAUGGUUGACAAGCAAUAACAUUAAGGUUAUGGAAUGGCUGGUGCAGUUGCCUGACUUAAACCCAAUUGAACACCUCUGGCACCAUCUCAAAAUGUGA
Messenger RNA from Ustilago hordei, 783 nucleotides. RefSeq lists its product as uncharacterized. The record is from RefSeq and is a predicted model, not a curated record. Gene Ontology annotation, molecular function: nucleic acid binding. The transcript is spliced from 3 exons. NCBI's taxonomy places the organism in Eukaryota, Fungi, Basidiomycota, Ustilaginomycetes, Ustilaginales, Ustilaginaceae. The coding region runs from base 1 to 783 and encodes 260 amino acids.